AUGAAAUGUGAGUUUGCCUUGGUCACGGUAAACUUUAUAUCCCUGCAGAGGUUCUCCAGCUAUAAUCGACUGGUGAGGACGACUGCGUGGGCGCUCAGAUUUGUUCGACGAUGCCGUGGAAUACGUCGCGAUGAAGAGGUCUACGGAUUGACCGCGAUCGAGUGCGCUGAAGCAGAACGCGCAUUGAUACGGCAGUCGCAGCGAGAAGCGUUUGCUGAGGACAGCCAAGGAAACGUCGCCAAGGACAGCCGACUGCACGGACUGUCCCCAUACCUUGACGAGGACGGAGUAUUGAGAGCCAGUGGAAGGAUCGACGACGCGACGUGUGUGCCAUACAACGCACGUCGGCCGAUCAUACUGUCUCACGAGGAGGCGCUGGCAGAGAUGAUCGUGCAGCAACACCACGAAAAGAUGUGCCACCAAAACACGGAGGCGAUCGAUUCGGAGCAAGUUCUGGAUAACGAGCUUGCGGAGACUGCUACGGAGGGUGAGGCCAACGGAUGGCCAUUUAAGUCUACUGGCCUGGACUACUUUGGGCCGCUCCUUGUGACAAUUGGACGUCGCACAGAGAAGAGGUGGGUGGCACUGUUUACGUGCCUGACCACGAGGGCUAUCCACUUGGAGAUGGCUCACGAUUUGUCCACCGACUCCUGCAUAAUCGCCAUGAGGAACUUCAUGAGCCGCCGUGGACCAGUGGUCAGGAUAAGGAGCGACAAUGGGAAGAACUUCGUUGGAGCCGACCGCGAGGCCAAGAGUUUCAGCGAAGUGUUCGAGCCUGCACAGAUCCAGGGCGAGCUGUCGUCUAAGGGAGUCGAAUGGAUCUUCAACUGCCCGGCGAACCCAGCUGAAGGUGGUGCCUGGGAGAGGAUGGUGCAGUGCGUGAAGAAGGUGAUGGCGCACACAAUGAAGAAGCUCGCGCCCAAGGAGCAUGUACUGGAGAACCUGCUGAUUGAGGCGGAGAGCAUCGUAAACUCUCGUCCGCUCACUCAUCUACCGGUGACGGUGGACCAGGAGGCUCCACUGACGCCUAACGAUUUGAAAGGAGCAUCGGAUAUCCCAGAUCUCCCCAAGGAUGAUGGACAGGAGCCCGUGAGAUCCGCUACUAGGAAGCAGUGGCGCAUAGCAAGGAUGAUGCGCGAUCGCUUUUGGAAGCGUUGGGUGCAUAAGUACCUGCCAACUCUUGUGCGCAGGGAGAAAUGGUGCAAGCGCGUCGAGCCCAUCCGUCGAGGAGACCUGGUAUUCAUCUGCGAUCCAGCAUUACCACGAAGGGAAUGGAAACGAUGCGUCGUGGAAGAGGUGUUCACCGGGAAGGAUGGAGUACCUCGUCGAGCAGCGGUGCGGACUACCGAUCGAGCCAAGACGACUAUGCGUCCCGCUUCGAAGGUAGCUGUCCUGGACGUGGUGAAUGCGGCUGCUUCACGGGGGUGGGGAUGUCGCGGAACGGAUUAG
Drosophila bipectinata is the source of this 1449-nucleotide messenger RNA. RefSeq lists its product as uncharacterized. The record is from RefSeq and is a predicted model, not a curated record. Gene Ontology annotation, biological process: DNA integration. Gene Ontology annotation, molecular function: nucleic acid binding. NCBI's taxonomy places the organism in Eukaryota, Metazoa, Arthropoda, Insecta, Diptera, Drosophilidae.